Molecule: messenger RNA, 1193 nt
Organism: Aspergillus alliaceus
Lineage: Eukaryota; Fungi; Ascomycota; Eurotiomycetes; Eurotiales; Aspergillaceae
Gene: yaf9
Product: YEATS domain-containing protein YAF9
Exons: 3
Coding region: 225-980 (251 amino acids)
Biological process (GO): regulation of DNA-templated transcription
Source: RefSeq, a predicted model, not a curated record
GGAGCUUUCACUCUGGAACCACAGCUUCCGACGGCACCCCAUCGUCAUGCUUUCCCUCCGCACCAUCACGUGAACCCGGCGGCGUUUUCGCGACAAGAAUGCCAACCACGAUAAGACCCAGACCUUCAAGCGCACCUCUAUCUAUCGCCCACCGAUAUAUUCUCAUUAUUUUUCGUCCUAGUAUAAUUCUUCAAGACUAGCACUUGGCCUUUCCACAUUCCACUAUGCCUUCCGCGACGGCCACAAAGCGUGUGAGGGGCAUCUCCAUUUACAGGCCAUUUGUCUUCGGCAGCGAAGCCCAACCCUUCGACCCAGCCAAGAAACCCCCCAACGUGCCCGCUGACCACACCCACCAGUGGCGCGUAUACGUUAAAGGCGUCAACGACGAAGAUAUCUCCUACUGGCUCAAAAAGGUCCAAUUCAAGCUCCACGAGACAUACGCCCAGAAUGUCCGGACCAUCGAACAGCCUCCGUUCGAGGUAACCGAGACAGGAUGGGGAGAGUUCGAGAUCCAAAUCAAGCUCUACUUUGUCGCGGAGUCCAUGGAGAAGCCGCAGACUCUAUGGCACAGCCUCAAGCUGCACCCGUACGGGCCUGACGCGGAAGCCAUGAAGGAGCGAAGGGACCAAGUCGUGAGCCAGAAUUACGAGGAGAUCGUCUUCAACGAGCCCGUCGAGCAAUUCUAUGAUCUUCUUACGGGGGGCGCGACGCCGGCGCAACAGCAGAAGGGGAAGGGGGGCAAGAAUACUAAGCAAACCGGUCAGCGGAAUGUCAGGACGGCUGAGAUACCUCCGACUGACUCUCCAGGCAACGCUUAUAGUAAAGCAACCGAGGGCAGGGAGUUGGACCGGUUGGCGGAGGCUAGCAAAACAGUUGAGCAGCUGAUUAAGGAAGAGAAGGAACGGCUUAUUGAGCGGGAGAAGAGGCUAGCUGAACUCCGCGAGAGUGAGGGCGUUCCUGCCAACACGAAGAAGCGAUAAGACCCCGCGUUUUUUGUCCUUUGAACGUCGUGAAAGAACCCACUCGUCUCGUCGCUUCGUAUCGAGCCAUGCCAGCGUCUCCGGUGACUUCGCUCGCUGAGCAGUUUGAUGCACAUACGUUGUGAAGUUGGAAAGGAGCGCUGUGAGUCUUGCGCUUACCAGACUUGAAGACUUAUUGAAAGGUAACCGCCCAUAUUCGGAGCCUGUACUCCC